Messenger RNA from Miniopterus natalensis, 3920 nucleotides. RefSeq names its product transmembrane protein 263 (gene TMEM263). NCBI's taxonomy places the organism in Eukaryota, Metazoa, Chordata, Mammalia, Chiroptera, Miniopteridae. The record is from RefSeq and is a predicted model, not a curated record.
UGAAAAUAAUAAAAAAAAGGUAAAAAAAAAGAUUUAUUGUCCACUAAUAUAAUUAAAAGUACAUUUUAAACACAACGAGAGAAACAAGAACUCUUGUGAUAGGUGUUUAAAAAUGUUUAUCUGAAUAAAGCUGGUUAAGUCUUAAUUGAGCAUGUGAUAAGCAGCCACCUCACAUGUUUAGGUUAAAAUGAAAUGUGUGUGUGGUUUUUUUUAGAUCAUGAAUCAGGCAGAUAAAAAUCAACAAGACAUCCCAUCUUACCUUAGUGACGAACCACCAGAAGGUAAGUAUGCAUCUGUAACACUAAGAAUGGAAAAAAAUAUCCUAUUGAAUCCAAGUACUGAUUGUUUUUAUUAAAUUUAAAGUAAUUAAGCUGUUUACCUGGCCAGUAAAUAUGUUCCAAAAAUAAUUGCCAAUAAACCUUUUUAGCUUCUAAAAGAAAACACUGACAUUGGUGAAUGGGGACAUAAUGUAACUGUUUUAUUAUCCUUUCAUUUGUAAAGAGUGGGUGGGAUGCAGAGGAAAGGUGGACUGUGUUUAGUGUUGAUACUGAGCAUACAAAAACUCAAGAGGCACUUGCAAUUUGUUAUUAACCUCCUAUCAUUUCAUUAUGUUAUAAUUGGUAGCUCUCUCUUCUGUAUUAUACGUGGCCCUAGGGUCUGCUUAAUUUAAAUGCUCUUUUAGUUUGAAAACUGUUAUGUUAUGAAUCAUUUUACUCCUACCUUUACUUCAGAAGUCCUUGGAAACACUAACUGUAUAGCUAAAUGUCUCGACUAUAUGCAUUUUCUUAUGGUUUUGGUGUAGAAUAUUAUUACACUUAAUUCAAAUAGUGAUCUCCUUGGACAACUGCAUGUUUGUCCAGGGCAGUCAUCAUAGGUAAGAAAGAAUCAAAUUGGAGCAUAAAGGAUGAAGUGACAGACCAGACAGACUGCAGUAGCACACAGACGAGGGUGUCUCUGGGAAGAGGCUAGGGCUGAACUACUGGCCCCAGGUUCAAUGAAAGAUCACCCACAGCAGCAACCAGGCAUGUUGUCCCGUGUGACUGGCGGUAUCUUCAGUGUUACAAAAGGAGCUGUUGGUGCCACCAUCGGUGGUGUGGCUUGGAUUGGUGGGAAGAGUCUGGAGGUGACCAAAACAGCUGUUACAACUGUGCCUUCCAUGGGAAUAGGGCUGGUGAAAGGGGGCGUUUCUGCUGUGGCUGGAGGUGUUACAGCUGUGGGGUCUGCUGUUGUAAACAAAGUGCCCUUAACAGGAAAGAAGAAAGACAAAUCUGACUAAAACAUGGAGAUACACUUGCUCUCUACAGCAUUAUGAUGCCAGUGGCAUUGACUUGCUAAAUUAUGGACUACAACUAAGUCAACUGUUUUGGACGUUUAUCUUCUUAAACUGCUGUGUUGAAAGUAUUGAUGACUGGCUUUUGUCUAAAAAGAAGAGACCAAUACUAGCACAGUGUAUGAAGGUUUCUCAUACUGAAAUUCCAGCUUUUUAUCUGGUAAAAUGUUACACUUAUCAGUUGUAACUGAAGAUAUAUUUGAAUAUUUACUAUAAGUCUUUUAGUUUAACUAAAAAUGUGAAAGUUGAAUUUCGUGGAUGAUCUUUACAGUUCCAUAUGUAUAAUGUGCCAGGUAACUCAUCUGUCCCUUAAAAAGGGAACCUUGAACUACAUAAACUGUAAUUUUGAUGUGCCUAAUAGUUUCAGAUGUCUUAGUUUUUUUAUAAAGAUAGUUUAUUAGGCCAAGAGGCAUUCUUUUCUUAUUUAAGCUGGUAAAAGUAGCAGGAUUUAGAGAAAUUUAAAAGGUAAAGGGUUUUAUGAUCCUGAGUGUUAACCAUCUUUUGUUAGAUAUGCAUUAUAUUUAUUUAAUCAUUGAUGCCUUACAGAAGUAAAACAUCUUUCCUAAUACCCUAAAUAUGUGCAGUUCUUAGAAUUAUAUAUGGAUUCUCUUAAAAGUUGUUUGUGAAGUUAGAUUUCCCUCUUUAAGAAUCUCAGGAGUCGUGGGUAAAGGCAUUUCUUGCUCUCAGCAGAUAAGAUAGUGCUUGACUUUUUGUUAACUGUCAGUAGUUAUGACCAAACUGUAUGCUUCAACAUGGGUUCAUGCUCCAUCGUCAGCACACCUCACAGUGCCUAAGGAACAUUUCUUUGCUAGUCAGAAGCUGUGUUGGAAGAGUUUCAGAUUAAGGAGGAACAAAUAAAUAAUUUUAAGUUUUUAAAAAUUACCUAGAACAUCCAAAAUAUAAAAAGAAUUAUUCACACCUAUUUUAUCUCCAGGAUGGCUUAAAUUAUAAGCAGUACUUCUUUUUAAAAACAUGGUAUAAGAACCACAAAUACAUGGGGGCUGACUUUUAAAUUGAAUGAAAUGGGCUCCAUGGAUUAGUUUUGAAUGUAAAACAUAUAAGUGCUUUCAAUGGUGUAAAGGCUUUUAAAAUAUGUUAUCUCACCAUCCUUUAAAGCAGCUGUAGACUUUGUACCAUUUUCAAAGUCAGCUUCAGGCAGGGAAUUGAAGUUUUUGACUGUGGAUGGUAUGUGUGCCAUGUCUUAACAUAUCUCAUCAUGUCUCAUUCAUUCUCAAAUAAUCUGACUUAGCUGAAAUUCAUCUUUUUGUUUUUUGUUUCAUAGACAUUUUAAAAGUGGCAUAUGUAUUUGGCAUUCCUCUUAACUAAGGGUUAUAAUCCAAGCCUGAAAAAAACUUAGUUUUCUUUAUACUUAAGUCUAGAAACUUGCCUGCAUUUUUUUUUUUUCCUUUUCCCCCUUGCAAGGGAGGGGAGGAAAGGUAUGAUGCUCUGGAGUAAAGUCAAAUAGACUCCCUGAGAACUUAAAACAGAUCACUCCCGCACCCAAGGCUUAAAUGUUUGUAAAACAACAGUUUUGACAUUAAUAAUGUGGAUUAACAAAUGGAUAAGAACAUAACUUUUAAAAGCUUUCAUAAAUACCAGCAGGAAUUUUAAGCAAAUCUAUAAAGGUUCUUGAACCUUUCUACAGUAUACAAAACUGAAAAGUCAUUAAGGAGUUCAUGAGAAAUUAAAUGGCAUUUUAUUUCAUGCCACAUUAUUUAAGGUAUACUUGUUAGUCUAUCUGGUCAGAUGUCAUAAUUAGCAAAGGUGUUUUUUUUUAAAAAAAAUCCAAAAUUAAUAGACGAACACAAAUAAUGAUCUAAAUAAUAGUAAAUAAUAGUAGUGGAAAACUUGUUUCCUGCUAUUGGAAAGAAAUUAUUGCUUCAUUGCUAGUUUAUAUUUCUAAUUUAUCUUCUCUAGUCAUAGGCUCUGCUGUGCUUUGUGCCUGAAUUUCUAAAUGACUUUAGUUCAUUGUAUGCUUGCAUAUUUAUUUUUAACUUUGCUUGUCUUUAAAAUUGCUUGAGGAAAAUAAAAUGGUUGUAAUUAAUUUCUGCUGCAGAAAAGCCACCUGAUACAUUUUAUCUUACCGAGUUUGUUUUAAAUUCUAAACUGUUAUUUUGUUCAGGAGAGGCUUUUGCAGUGAUAGCAGAGAACUGUACAAAUGAACCGUUAGUUCUGGAGGUUCUUGUUGAAAUGAACUUGCUAUUUGAUAUGUAUAGCUGUAACUUGAGUCUUUUUCAGUUUAUUUUUGUAGAUUAGCAUUUGACCUGUUAAACAGUGCUAGUUCACUGCAAGAAACUAAGGUGGUUCUACAUAACUGUAGGCAUCUGUUAUUCAGCUUGCCUUUUGAGUGGGUAUUUGGCACAAUGAGGAUAAAUGUGUGUGACCCACUGAAUGACUGAUCUAAUAAUGUUGAUAUUACGAGCCCUGCACUCAGUGAAAGAAGUGUCAGGUAAAAUAACUGAUGGCUGAAUUUUUUUGUAUUAAAGGAAUGGCAAAGGAAUACAUGAAUCUGUUAAUAAAGCACUAUGAUCUGCAAAAUAUGAAAUGUUUUGUAAAGAUCUAAGGAAAUAAAUGAAAUUUUAAAACAGGA